Prunus armeniaca (apricot) is the source of this 303-nucleotide messenger RNA. NCBI's taxonomy places the organism in Eukaryota, Viridiplantae, Streptophyta, Magnoliopsida, Rosales, Rosaceae. The record is from the annotation of a GenBank genome assembly.
AUGCAAAAUCUUCAGAAGUAUCUGGCUUCCGAGUUUGAGAUGAAGUCAUUGGGUGAUUUGAAGUACUUUCUUGGGAUUGACGUUGCCAUAUCUAAACAUGAUCAUAUGGGUGCUGUGAUGCGCAUCUUAAGGUAUCUGAAAGUAACUCCUGGAAAGGGGUUAAUGUUUUGCAAGUAUGGUCAUACAGAUGUGGAAGGGUAUACAGAUGCUGAUUGGGCUGGUUCAGUCACUGAUAGACGUUCUACGUCUGGGUAUUUCACAUUUUUUGGUGGUAAUCUUGUUACUUGGAGGAGUAAAAAGUAA